This is a messenger RNA of Parastagonospora nodorum SN15, 678 nucleotides long. RefSeq lists its product as hypothetical. The coding region runs from base 1 to 678 and encodes 225 amino acids. The transcript has a single exon. The record is from RefSeq and is a predicted model, not a curated record. NCBI's taxonomy places the organism in Eukaryota, Fungi, Ascomycota, Dothideomycetes, Pleosporales, Phaeosphaeriaceae.
AUGACGAGCAGCGCCAGCUACAGCUUCAGCGCUCCAAACUUCAUAUCACACUUACAUGCUAUUCUCGGUUCCCUUACCUUCGUCGUUCUCUUCGUAUUUUGCUUCUUCGGGGCAUUCAUGCUCAUCAAAGCGGUGGUCCACGUCCUUGUCAAAGCCAUCAGCCGCAUCCGCAAGCACCCGAAAGCUUCCAAGGCUGGUCCACCGCCAGCAAAUGGAACACCAGCACCACGACCAAAAGGUUUCCCAGAAUGCUCCGAACCGUACAUUUAUGCUGACUAUGAACAAGUCAUACAUUCCCUGAUCGCCUUCGGAGACUCAACGGUAUCCAAAUCAGCAUCUUGGGCAGUGCGCGACGUGCUAGAUGUAUUCGAGGACGAUCCAGCAUUCUUCGCCCUUCGCUUGGAAGCUGCUAUUGAAGCCUAUUUUGCCGGAAAAGCAGGCGCGCACGGCAAGCAUAGGUUCGCGGGAAUCGUCCUUGUUGAGGAUAGUGAAUACACAUCGGCUGGGGCCGAUCUCUCUGCUGGAGAUGAGGUGAGGAGCGAGGAUCAGGUUGCGGGCGGUUCUACGGACGCAGAUAUCUCGGCUGCAUGUGAUGGACGACGCGAUGCGCACUGGAAAUCGGGGAUCGCCAUCUUCUUCGCGCUCUUCGGGCAUGUCUUGGGGCACUCAGCCAGAUGA